AUGCAACACAAACCAACGGCUCUAAUCGUUGACUUGUUAAGCGUCGACGCCUUAAUGUUAGAUAGGAAGUUCAACAUGUUGACUUUUAUAUUCCUCUCUUCAAAUGCGAGAUUUCUCGCGUUGAUGAUGUAUUUUUCCACUGCAGGAAAAUAUGUGAUUGACGAGCACAUUUUCAAGAAGAAACUCUUAGCUGUAUCGGGAUGUGAACCGCUCUGGUUUGAGGAUAGUUUGGAAAUAUUCCUUGACCCAUCCAGCCAGAUUUACAAGGAAAGUGUUCCACUCAGUUUAAUAUACUCGAUGGUUGAUGGUAUCAUCGUGAAUAUAUGGGAUGAUAUGGAGCCUAAGACUCUGAAAUCUCUUAAGGACCCAAAUCUAUUAGGUCAAAUCGCUCGUGCAACGAUUUAUCCAUUGCCCGUUGAUCCAUCAAAAACCAACCAUCCAGUUUUGGAUUGGUUAAACAAACAACAGCACGAGUCGGUCAUUUACAUCUCAUUUGGAAGUGGGGACUCUCUCUCGGCUAAACAUCUAACUGAGUUGGCUUGGGGACUCGAGUUGAGUCAGCAACGAUUUGUUUGGGUGUCCAUCUACCCAUAG
Molecule: messenger RNA, 594 nt
Organism: Eruca vesicaria subsp. sativa (arugula)
Lineage: Eukaryota; Viridiplantae; Streptophyta; Magnoliopsida; Brassicales; Brassicaceae
Source: the annotation of a GenBank genome assembly